Talaromyces proteolyticus is the source of this 1476-nucleotide messenger RNA. Its product is annotated as putative C6 transcription factor. Gene Ontology annotation, molecular function: DNA-binding transcription factor activity, RNA polymerase II-specific; zinc ion binding. The record is from RefSeq and is a predicted model, not a curated record. The coding region runs from base 1 to 1476 and encodes 491 amino acids. The transcript is spliced from 3 exons. Gene Ontology annotation, biological process: regulation of transcription by RNA polymerase II. Lineage: Eukaryota; Fungi; Ascomycota; Eurotiomycetes; Eurotiales; Trichocomaceae.
AUGUCUAGCACAUCAGCACCUGCCCUCUUUGCCAACACCAUCCUAGUGCCAUGGGAGGCGGGUCAAGUUCCUACACGACAGGCCAUCGGAGCCAUGGACCAGCUGCGCAAGAAGCGCCCCCAUCAAAAAAGUCGGCGAGGGUGCGUCGCAUGCAAGCGCCGAAGGGUUAAGGUACGUCACUACCUAACAAUCCAGUGUGAUGAGGGUCUCCCAUGCUCCAGCUGCGUGAAGCGCAACAUCCAAUGUCUACUGCCAUCCCAUCAACAUGUCAUUACUCCGGGUCUCUCCACGCCCAGUGCGCAUUUUAAAAUGGACUUGAAUCCUCAGAUCAGCCUAUUACAUCUCCAGUUAUUCCAUCACUGGGAUAAGGAAACCCGAUCAACGGUCAUAUUUCCAGAAAUCUGGCCCGUCGUGAUGCAAAGGGCGUUUGAUGAAGACUUUAUUAUGUCUGCCAUCUUAAGCGUCGCCGCCAUGCAUCUCACCACCCUCUGUCCGGAGAGCACCAAAUAUUCGCACGCAUCAGCUCAGCUAAUGACCAAGACAAUUCAACUGUUCCGCAAAAGCCUAUCGCGUCCCCUCACAAAAGAAAACUGCGAGUCCCUAAUGGGGACGGCACUUCUCAUCAACUAUAUGUCGUGGUUCGACCUCGGUUUCCUCGAUGACGGGAGAACCGCAACCAAGCUAGAUCUUGCCGAGGACCAGCUAUUUCUUCUCACCCCAGGUAUCCUCCAGGUGUGGCUUCAAGCUAUGCCCAUCUUCAUCAAUGAGGGAAGCGUCUUUACUCAGAUCAUUUAUCAAAACCCGAGGCUCAUCAUCGAGGAAUCUCUGGCCACAAGAGGUGAAGACCCAGCACGCUUCGUAGAGCCGUUCAUGAGGAUGUGGGAUGACCCACGCUAUCAUACCUCUACUGAGAUGACUGCCUGUGGGCCGACAUCCUAUGCAUGGCGUCUUCUUCGAGGAAUGGAGACGGAGCUGUCAUGUCGUCGUUUCUUGCCGAGCACAGCAGUGCUAAUAUCCGAAGGACAUGACGAAAAGAAGAAACUAGUGCAUUUUAGAGACGCAGUCAUAAAAAUAACCACCAAAUAUACCUCAGUCGGCCAGCCGGAUACAUCAGACACACCAUCAUCACAGUCAGCCCGCUCAUCGUUCGAAAACAUCAUAAGGCGCAUGUCUCCUCUUUUGUGCUGUGCAUUCCUCAAAUCGAUAUCAGGCACGGAAGUGCACCCCAGUAUCAAGCUGUGCGGAACAGAUAUUGAGCAGCUAUUCUAUGGAUUCCCGAUUGUCUGCUGCGGACCCUUUGCCAGGUUGAUUAUGAAGGGAGACUCGCGGGCUCUUGUCUUCCUCUUUCACUUUUAUCGUGCUGUACGUAUAUUAUUGGCACCGGAACGAUGUUGGUGGGCUAUUGCGAGGAGCCGCGUUAUGGAGAAACUCAUAUUAAAGGAACUGGAGUCCCGGGAACUUGAUGUGAGUCUGUAA